Molecule: messenger RNA, 1038 nt
Organism: Thyridium curvatum
Lineage: Eukaryota; Fungi; Ascomycota; Sordariomycetes; Thyridiales; Thyridiaceae
Exons: 1
Coding region: 1-1038 (345 amino acids)
Source: RefSeq, a predicted model, not a curated record
AUGGUCAAAAUUAAUCAUUGGAUGGAUGAGGCCAAGGAGUGUGGGGGACAACCACGGCACCGCAAGUCUCUUCCAGUCCCAGAUGGUCCUCUUGAGAAAGACAAUUCCAAGUCCUCUAUCUUCCCCCGUACUCGUCCUUUGAAAGGGAAAUCAAACUUUCCCGACAAGAAGCUCUUCCCAGCCCGUCCGCUCGAGCGGGCUCGACUGCCCCUGGAGCUGGCAUUGUCGCCGGGACUCUUGAGAUUCCUAGACCCUGUAGUGCUCUGCAGCCUGCCCAGACUCGACGACCAGAGCGGUGCGUCCAAGGGCAGGGCCUAUCACUACGGGACGAGGGGCCAGGUCGUCAAGGUUGGCCACUACAUCCAGGAGAUGGAGGCUAUAACUAUGGCCUUUGUCGGGUUCUACACCGACAUUCCCGUGCCACAGGUGUAUAUGGUGCGGGAGGCGACGAAGGAUGAGGAAGGAUUGCUGGUGACGGAUUAUGUCGAGGGCGAGCAGCUCAACCAGGUGUGGGACGACUUGACCGCCACGGAGAGGGAUGACAUCGUCUCCACCGUGGCCGACUACGUCCUGCAGAUGCGCCGCCUUCGGUUCCCCUACAUAGGUGCCCUCGACGGGAAGGGCGUGCCCGACCCCUUCUUCCACGAGCGCGGCUCGCGGGCCUGCUACAGCGAGGAAGCCUUCCUCGAGAUGCUGGUCGCCUUGGUGGAGCGAGAGGUGGAGGGCUCCGACGACACCGACGAGGCCGAUGACGCGGUCGCCGGGCUGCGGCGCCUGCCGAGGGGGGAGAGGAGUUUCCCCAUGACGCACGGCAGCCUCAACGCCCGCAACAUCCUCGUCAAGGACGGCAGGGUGACGGCCGUGGUCGGGUGGAACGCGAGCGGCAUCUACCCGUCGUGGUGGGAGGUGUGCAAGACUGGCUUCUUUAGCCAGCAAGAGUUUGCGCGCCGCCUUCUCCUCGAGCUGGAGCCCUGCUAUGAGCAGAGAGAUGUCAUGGAUCAAGUCCGAGACGUUGUGCACUUCUAUGACAACGAAUAA